Molecule: messenger RNA, 1821 nt
Organism: Gossypium raimondii (Peruvian cotton)
Lineage: Eukaryota; Viridiplantae; Streptophyta; Magnoliopsida; Malvales; Malvaceae
Exons: 4
Coding region: 1-1821 (606 amino acids)
Biological process (GO): DNA integration
Molecular function (GO): nucleic acid binding; zinc ion binding
Source: RefSeq, a predicted model, not a curated record
AUGGCCUCCGAUAGUUUUGUGCAACCACCAAUUUCUCGCUUCGAUGGUCACUACGAUUAUUGGAGUAUGUUGAUGGAAAAUUUUCUCCGAUCCAAGGAGUAUUGGCAAGUUGUCUCUAUUGGAAUUCCGGAGUUGGCAGCAACAAUGGAUGCACAUCGACUAGAAAUUAACGCUUUGAAAUUGAAAGAUCUUAAGGGAUCAACUAGAGCAAGGAGGCAGCAGCUUCAGGCACUUCGCUCAGAGUUUGAACUUCAUCGGAUGCAAUUUGGGGAGACCAUUUCUGAUUUUUUCUCAAGAACGAUGGUUAUCAUCAGCAAGAUGAGAACAUUUGGAGAGAAAUUAGAGGAUGUGGUUGUAGUCGAAAAAAUUCUUCGCUCAUUGACACCAAAUUUCAAUUACGUGCAAGAUAAUGCAGAGUUAGCAUUAAAAGUUUCAUCAGAUCAUUUGGUUAAACGCAAUGGAGGACGCAGAUCGAAUGGCCACAAUGACAAAAGUCGAGGCAGAGGUCGUAGCAGAGGUCGUGGUAGAGGAAACUAUGGUUAUCGACAGAAUUCAGGAAACCAAUCUCAGGAAAGAGGGAGAAGACAUGGCGGUUACCGAACACAGUCAGCAGACAAAUCAAAUGUUGAGUGCUAUCGUUGUCACAAGUAUGGUCACUACAAAUCAGAAUGCUGGACCACUUUCUUAGAUACACAUGGGGAAGAACCCAAUUUUAUUGGAAAAGAAGGUGAGCAAGAUGAAGAGAUAUCAUUGUUGAUGGUAUGUCAUGCAAAAGAACCUACCAACAAGCAUUUGUGGUAUUUAGACACCGGAUGCAGUAAUCACAUGAGUGGAGAUAAGUCAAUUUUUUCAACUCUUGAUGAAUCAUUCAGAGAUAAUGUGAAGUUUGGCAAUGAUAUGAAGAUCUCUGUGAUGGGUAAAGGGCAGCUAUGGCAUUUUCGUUACGGUCAUCUCGAUUUUGGAGGCUUACAAACGCUUCAGCGGAAAAACAUGGUAGCUGGUCUCCCACAAUUUUCUUGUCUUGCAUAUGUAUACGAGGAAUGUGUGCUCAGUAAGCAACAUCGAGAACCAUUUCCAAAAGGAAAGAUUGAAAGAGCAAAAAGCCUUUUGGAGAUAGUGCACUCUGAUAUCUGUGGGCCAAUUAAUCCCAUUUCUAAUGGAGGUAAACGCUAUCUUAUCACCUUUAUAGAUGAUAUGAGUAGAAAAACAUGGGUUGAUUUUUUACAGGAAAAAUCUGAAGCUUUAAUUGCUUUUAAAAGAUAUAAAGCAUUUGCGGAAAAAGAAGCAGGUCAUUCUAUACAAGUGUUGCGGACUGAUCGUGGAGAAGAAUAUAAUUCACAUGAAUUCAACCAAUUUUGUGAAGAGCAUGGAAUUAAAAGACAAUUGACAGCAGCUUAUACACCUAAACAGAACGGUGUAUCCGAAAGAAAGAAUCGAACCAUUUUUAACAUGGUGCGAAGUUUAUUGCAGCAAAGCAAAGUUCCUAAGACGUUUUGGCCAGAAGCCGUCAACUGGAGCAUUCACAUUUUGAAUCGGAGUCCAACUUUUACUGUUCGGAAUAUGACACCAGAAGAAGCAUGGAGCGGAAGAAGACCCGAUGUCAGUCAUUUCAGAAUCUUUGGGUGUAUUGCUUAUGCACAUGUCCUUGAUAAAAAAAGAACGAAGUUAGAAGACAAAGGAGAAAAAUGCAUAUUUCUUGGUGUUAGUAAGUGUUCUAAAGCAUUCAAGUUGUAUAAUCCUAGCACUAAGAAAAUUGUCAUCGGUCGGGAUGUGAUUUUUGAUGAAGAAAAGUUCUGGUGUUGGGAUACACCAACAGUUUAA